GCCGUCGCUCCCCUCCCGCGAUCAGCCACCCUUCCGACGCGCGGCCGCCUCCAGCAGGCGCUGCGCUUGUGGAAAAGCGAAAGUAAGCCGCUAGCGAGGGCUGCCGGGAAAGGCGCGGCGUCGGAAGGAAGGGUGCGCCUGUUUGGAGCAGAAGCGAGCGGGCGCGGGUCCUGGGAAGACUCCCUAAGCGUCAAGAUGUUCUUUACCUGUGGCCCCAAUGAAGCCAUGGUCGUCUCAGGUUUUUGCCGCAGCCCCCCAGUGAUGAUUGCUGGUGGACGUGUGUUUGUGAUACCGUGCAUACAACAGAUCCAGAGGAUCUCACUUAACACCCUGACCCUAAAUGUGAAGAGUGAGAAAGUUUACACCCGACAUGGAGUACCCAUUUCAGUCACUGGCAUCGCGCAGGUGAAGAUCCAGGGCCAAAACAAGGAGAUGCUGGCAGCUGCUUGCCAAAUGUUCCUGGGCAAGUCCGAAGCAGAAAUUACCCAUAUUGCUCUGGAGACCCUGGAAGGGCAUCAGAGAGCCAUCAUGGCCCAUAUGACAGUAGAGGAAAUCUACAAGGACCGUCAGAAGUUUUCCGAGCAGGUCUUCAAAGUGGCCUCGUCUGACCUAGUCAACAUGGGGAUCAGUGUGGUCAGUUACACCCUCAAGGAUAUCCACGAUGACCAGGAUUAUCUUCAUUCUCUGGGGAAAGCCCGAACUGCUCAGGUACAGAAAGAUGCCAGGAUUGGAGAAGCUGAAGCCAAGAGGGAUGCUGGCAUCAAGGAAGCAAAGGCCAAGCAAGAGAAAUUGUCUGCUCAGUUCUUGAAUGAUAUUGAGAUGGCCAAAGCCCACCGAGAUUAUGAGCUGAAGAAGGCUACUUACGAUAUCGAGGUGAACACACGGAAAGCAGAAUCUGACUUGGCCUAUCAGCUCCAGGUGGCCAAGACCAAGCAGAAAAUUGAAGAGGAGAAGAUGCAGGUCUUGGUGGUGGAGCGAACCCAGCAGAUUCAGAUCCAGGAGCAGGAGAUGACCCGUAAGGAACGUGAGCUGGAGGCCAGGGUCAAGAAACCAGCCGAAGCAGAGCGUUACCGGUUGGAGAAAUUAGCCGAAGCUGAAAGGAUGCAGCUCAUCAUGCAGGCGGAGGCAGAGGCAGAAGCCAUCCGGGUGAAGGGUGAGGCUCAGGCCUACGCAGUUGAGGCCAAGGCCCGGGCCGAUGCUGAGCAGAUGUCUAAGAAGGCAGAAGCUUUUAAACAGUAUCAAGAAGUCGCCAUGGUGGACAUGCUUCUGGAGAAGCUUCCGGAGAUAGCUGAAGAGAUCAGCAAACCGUUGGGUUCCGUGAGUAAGAUCACCAUGGUGUCGAGCGGAAGCGGAGAUGUGGGUGCCGCGAAGAUGACUGGGGAAGUGCUGGAAAUCAUGAAUAAGCUGCCUGAAACUGUUGAGAAACUGACCGGUGUUAGCAUCUCUCAGCAGAUGAAUCAGAAGAAACCGGGACGGAUGAACUGAGGACAAGGAAAAGUCUUAAGAGUGAACCUCCGAGAUCAACAUCAAUAUGCACCCAUAUUUAGCGUUCCUCCUAUCGUCACCCUCCUGUGAAUGCCAAACCUUUAUUAUGGACAAGAUUGUUGCAUGUUGAUCAGUAUCCACAAAUGCUGAGGUCUUGUCACUCCGCUGUACCACUGUGAUAGCUGGGGAUGUCACAGUGUAGACCUGGCAAUAUAGUGAUUUCCACCACUUGUGGAAAUGAUCCUUUCCUUGACGCUGUUCCUUUCCUGGAGUCUGCUGUCCACUAGAUAUUUCUUUCCCCCCCAAAUAACCUAUCCUAGAGGAUCUAACAGUGGCUCUACUUCUAAAAAGGCUGGGAAGGAUAUAAGACUGGAAUAAGGAUAAGGCUGGACAGUGGUUUUGUUUCAGGGAUUUCUGACAAGGGAAAGUCAUUUAGUGCUUUGUUCAGUAAUUUCCCUAAUGCAGUGUUUCUCAACCUUGACAAUUUUAAGGCACAUGGACUUCAACUCCCA
Messenger RNA from Crotalus tigris (Tiger rattlesnake), 1997 nucleotides. RefSeq names its product flotillin 1 (gene FLOT1). NCBI's taxonomy places the organism in Eukaryota, Metazoa, Chordata, Lepidosauria, Squamata, Viperidae. The coding region runs from base 196 to 1485 and encodes 429 amino acids. Gene Ontology annotation, biological process: positive regulation of cell junction assembly; protein localization to plasma membrane; regulation of receptor internalization. The record is from RefSeq and is a predicted model, not a curated record. The transcript is spliced from 13 exons. Gene Ontology annotation, cellular component: plasma membrane.